AAUGGAGAUGGCCAAGUUUCUCUGCGCGAAUUAUUGGCAACUUGUUUCCACUUUGCCUCCAAAGAGCACAUCGACUCCAUGCUGCAACUGGCAAAGGUGGGAAGUGUUCGUGCAUUUCUCUUGGGUGAGGAUAAUGAGGACGAUGACGGAAAAUCCUCGUCAUCACCAUUUGCUGGUGCUGCAGACAAGCUCGAACCAAAGCACAGAAGCGAAUUAAUGGCCAUUUUCCGAGUGUUCGAUCACAACGGUGAUGGUGGCGUGAGUAUGCAGGAAAUCAUGGAGGCACUACGGGUCGACGACGACGACGUGAUGGCGGCCGUCAUGACCAAAGAGCGUGAGAAAGCAGGCAACCGAAUUACGGAACCCGUGGUGUCGAGCGGACUCACGCGUGAGGACGUGGAGUUAAUCUACAGCGAAUUCGAUCGCGACAAGGACGCAACGUUGGACUUUGACGAGUUCGUCGCUGUCAUGGCGAACCUCUACGCGCACAAACCGAGCCUGCUUCGAUAGCUCACCGACAGUGGCCAAUGUAAUGAUAUCCAUUCAAAUUGAACCAAGUAACUACUGUGGUUUGUUGCACAGACAAGUGGAAUCGAUUUUACCAGCUGAAACCCGAGUCAUCACCGAACAGCGAAGUUGAGCCACGCGAUCAAAUUACUGCUUCGCGACACGUUGGUUGGAAUGCACUAUGGUACAUUAGUGCGACAGUAUCUGGCGACAGCGGUUUGCGGUUGGAUAGGAUAAUACAGUUCACACGUUUGGUUAGCUGGUGGAUUCUCGGAUCAUGUUGCAAGGCGAGGAAGCGAUGGCAAACAAGGCCAACGAAUAAAAAGUUCAAGUCGGUCCGCCCCUGUUGCAUUAAUGGAAAGCCUUCAUGAAAGAUGGCGCCGUUAACUGCAUCGUGCUGUCGAAUGACAAGUUCGUCUCAGGAAAACCAGCACACGACGUCCAGUUCCUGUUGCCAUUAUUAACGCUGAUGUCGCAGUUGAGCUACGAAACCAUUAUCCAAGGUAACGCAAGGAGGAGUACCUGGAGCUCGAAGCAACCACUUCCUUUCGUACGGCAACGUCGUGGUAAAGUGAUAAUAACGCAAUUCGGUGAGUUGUAGGCGGACGUUGUUGUUGCCUUGUGGCAUCAUUGUGCCCCCUGACUCAAAUGCCAAACGCGAAAACAGACUUCUGCAAAAGGUUGUCUGCCCUUUUGUGGAUCAAUUGGUCUCUUGGGGUGGUGAAAACUGUGGGGGCCACACGCCUUGAGGCUCUCUCGCCAUCCGAACGUACGAUUCCAGGCUGAAUCGCUUUGUCAUUUCGCACACGUAUUAUUUUGUUUUGAAACACCUUUAUUACUUCGGAGUAUACAGAAUUUCCAUAAUUAAAUUGCAUGUCCGGUGUGACAAAAGUGCA
Molecule: messenger RNA, 1403 nt
Organism: Phytophthora nicotianae INRA-310
Lineage: Eukaryota; Oomycota; Peronosporomycetes; Peronosporales; Peronosporaceae
Exons: 1
Coding region: 79-510 (143 amino acids)
Molecular function (GO): calcium ion binding
Source: RefSeq, a predicted model, not a curated record